AAAAUGUUUUUUUACAAUUAUCGAUCAACUGAACCAGUUUGGUUCAGAUUUUUUCGAGAUUUUUUUGCUAUUAUUCUCACCGGGAUAAUCGUAUAUUAUUCAUUCAUUCAAUUUCUAAAAAUUGACACCAAGGCUUCUAUUGAUAUUAAAUUUGAAAGUAUUUAUGGACAUAGUCUUAACAUGAGUAUAUGUACCGGAAUUUCCAACGGGGUUAAUAAAGUUGAAUUUAACUCUGAAUCUUAUGGAGCAAAUCCGACGUUAACCAACGAAACAAUAAACCAUCAGAAUAUUAGCUUGAAUUAUUAUUCUUCUUAUUCUUCUUAUUCUUGGCUAAAUAUCACUACUAAUAUCAACAAUAAUAUUAGUGAAACUAUACCUCGCAAUUUUAGUGAUCCUUAUUGUAACCCUCAUACUAUUCCUAAUAAUUUAUUGUCUUUAAAUUUUGAAUCAUUACAAUAUUUUUCUAUUACCGACGAGUCUUAUCUAAUUUUCAAUACUGAUAAAUAUAAUGUCAACAGUAAUAAAAAUAAUAUUAUUAACAAUGAUGAUAAUUAUGACAUAGAAACAGCUCAUUUUUCACUUUACCUAGGAAGAGCUUAUUUUAUAUCUUACAAACCGAUUAUUGUUAGCAAUGAAGAUAUAAAAUAUAUAUUGGAAUUGAAUCCGCGAUUAGAACAACUACCCAUACAAUUAGAAUCCAAUGAAGUUCGUGUUAAAGUUUUACUGCUUUCAGAUCCGAGAAUUGCUAGAUUUGAAACAACGAGAAAAUAUGAUUACACAGACUUAAUAUCUAAACUUGGAGGUUUCUAUGGUGCUAUAGCCGGAAUCUUUUAUUUGUUUUUUGGAAUGCAAAGACAUAAACCAUGGGGUUUGGCGCAAAAAUAUCUUUUUUCUUGCACGCAAUGUAGAAAAAGUUUAAAAAAAUAUUUUGCAAAAAAAUAUGUUUCAUCUGCUGGUAUUCCAUUAGUUGAAAAGGUUAAUAAAAGGCCUGAAGGAUCUUCUUUAGAGGAAAGGGUUCAAAUUUUGGAAUCUUUAUUACAAGAUUAUUAUUUAGAUGAUUAUUAUUUAAAGAAAAUUAAAGAUGUUAGAACUAAACAUAAAAAACUCCUUAAAAAAUACGGUAGACAAGAUAAUGAAAAUACAGAAAAUACAGAACUUAAUGCUUCUUUAGUUUAA
Molecule: messenger RNA, 1176 nt
Organism: Rhizophagus irregularis DAOM 181602=DAOM 197198
Lineage: Eukaryota; Fungi; Glomeromycota; Glomeromycetes; Glomerales; Glomeraceae
Source: RefSeq, a predicted model, not a curated record